This is a messenger RNA of [Candida] anglica, 3015 nucleotides long. NCBI's taxonomy places the organism in Eukaryota, Fungi, Ascomycota, Pichiomycetes, Serinales, Debaryomycetaceae. The record is from the annotation of a GenBank genome assembly.
AUGGUCUGGUUGAACUCAUCGCCGACGCUUCUGGUCCCGCUUGUGGACCCUGAAACGCCCUUGGUUGCCCGUUGUAUGCCACAUGCUCCAUUGAUUGUCAUUUUAACCGAAUCAGCAGUUUUGAUCUACCAUCAACAUACAUUUCUCCCAUUGGCAAGCCAUCGUAGAACAAAAGAUUCUUUAUACCAACAUGGCUACAAUGCAAACUUUCGGAUACAGGACAUCUCGGUGAACACAUCGAAGCUACAACAAAGCACACAUGUCAAUUUGAUUGUUCAAACAACAACGUCUUAUCUUGUAGUAUUUCAAAUUAACAUUUCAUAUUCCAAGUCAAUGUUUCUGAUCUUGGAUGCAAAGACAGAUGAAACCCUUCAAGCAGGCUUGCCUCUUAUCACGACUCAAUCCCUGUUUUCCCUAGCAAAUAUCCUCAAGAGUGCCACUCGUAGUAUCAUUGCUGGCCAUGAUGCAACGUCAAAUUUGGAAAAUAUUGAACAUUUUAAUAAUUCCAAUGCUGAAGAUGAAUUGAAUAACUUUGCAGUACCGCAUGUAAAGAUCUCAAUCUUCAGAAUCCUUAAGAUAUCAAUUGGAUUAUCAGACUUCUGGUUGAAACAUAAUUCUCAUAAUUUAUUUGUGUAUCAUUCAAAUGAUCUUCAAAUUAUAAACUUGAAAACAUUUGUAAAUGAAGUAUACCUGCUCGAUGAUCUUGAUUGGUAUGUGAGUAAGAGUCCAGUUCACAUCAUGAAAUAUAAUGAGUACUUCAAUUACUUUCUCUUUGUGAAUUCUGACAAUGAAAUAUGGUACAUGACUUUCAAUUCCGAGAAGGAAUUGAUUGGUCAUAAAGUAUCGGACCUUGAGAUCAAAAUUGUGUCCAAUUCCAUGAGUUUCCACUUUAACCCACAAUUCAACCUUGUGCUUGUGUCCACCGACAAGGGACUCUUAUUAUAUCGUACAGAGUCUAUGGAAGAUACUGCAAGAUUUACUUUUAUUAAACGAAUGCAAUUAGACCCCAACCAUUCCCAAGAGGUUUCAACUGAAACAAUUAAUGUAAAUUGGUCUCCAUGUGGUGAAUUCUUUACAUCCAUUCAUGGUAGUACAUGGCGUAUUUAUUCUAAGUUUGGCAAUUGUUAUUUUAAUUCAAAGGAGAUUUUGAAAGAAUUGAACACUACGGCAAAUGAUACCAAGAAACUUGUUGAUUUUUUGAAAGUUUCACAUGUUUUGGUCCCCAGUAAUUCUAGAAAUAUCGUUGUUAUUGAUUCUAACAAUGAAUCCAUGUAUUUGUUGGAGAUACUAAACAAUUCGACUACUCAUCAUGACAAGUAUAAUCCUACUCUUGUUCUCACUAAUAGCGAAUACCUUAACGUUUUAGUUGAAUCCAAACAAACCAUUGCCAAGUUCCCCAUCUUGCCCCUGUUCAAAAGUAUAAUGAGACAGAUACAAGUUGUAAACCAACCCCCUAAAUCACAUAAAUGUUUAAAUGGGAAGUUAACCAUAUCAUCAAAUAUAUAUCAUCAAAUGAGUAUCUCAUAUGGUGAUAAAAUAUCUAUAUCCACACCAUUUAUGACCGAAGGUGGUGAUAUCAAUCAUACAUUAUGGUUUAAUUUCCAUGACUAUCUACAAGAAACAUUAAACAUUAUCAAUCACUUUUGGUUUCAAGACUAUUUGGUGUUAGUUAAUAGAAAUUUUGUUAAACUGGAGGUUAAUGAAGUUGAACGUCUUACAGAUGAAUUACUUAUUUUGGAUACCUCACCUUCCAAGUAUGGACAUGGAGGUAAUGGAUAUAAAUUCAAUUCAGACUCGAUUAUAUGGAGAUAUAAUCUAGACCAAUGUGUCCUUGCAUACGAUAUUUCCUGUUUUAAUGGCAAUCAAGAUCAAUUAGUGGUAAUUACCAAUGAAUAUAAGAUCAUAAUGUUUAAUAUAUCCAAAUAUGAUCUUGUUAAACAUAAAGGGUCUAAUAAUUCUAAAAUAUUUGUUGGGAUGAAUAAAACUAUUAAUUUAAAACUGAUUCUGAAUAAACUUUCAAUUCAAAACAUUUCCCUGAUUAAAUUAGUUGAAGGUCGACAUUUCUUGAUACUAUUAAACACUGGAGAAUUUUGUAUAUUAAAGAGUCUGGGUGAAAAUUCCAAUGUGUAUGAUUUAAUCAUGAUUAACAAUUGCGUUGAGUUCUUUAGAUUGAAGACACUCUACGAUGAAUUCUUAUAUCUUUCCACUGGUAGUUCGAUCUUGAUAUACAAACUUACAGACAUUACCAAUUGUUCAGGGAAAGUUAUGGUCCAUCCAAUAGUUAUCAAAAAUGAUGAUUAUUUCUUCCAACCUUUAAUCUUGAAUGUUACUCAUAACGAUAAGAAGAAUAAGUCCAUAAACCUCAUUGGAUUCGAAACAUUUUCAUUUUCAAGAAAUAAACAUUUAACAUUGAAAACACGGAUUAAUUAUAAAUUAAUUUUGAAUGAUUUCAUUGAAUUUGAUUUAGUUAACAAUAAUAAGGAUUUAUCGAUAUUUGAUAAAUAUAAAGAAUAUUCAAACUUUCAAUAUUGUCUUGAGUUACUUCUUUUCAAACAUUUGACGAACAUUGAUGAUGAUAUCCAAUCUGAUGCAGAUGGUAAGGUAUUGAAAAUCUUGAUUCAACUUAUUGAUAAACAAGAGGGAGCAAGUGAAUUUAUUUAUAUCAAUUGUUUGAGGAAAAUUGAAGUUGGUUAUUGGUAUAAAUUUUUCGAUACUCUUGAAACAACCCCAUUAAAAUUUAUGAACAAACUUAUAUCUAUGGGACAAGUUGAGUUAUGUUAUAAUUAUUUGAUUAUUUACUUAAACUUUAAAAAGGAAUACGAGGCACCUACUAAAAAGACUGAGUCAUUACUAGAUGAUCAAGAUCAAACUAUCAUUCUCAAGAUCAUCAAGAUGUUGGAUUCCGCUGAAAGAUGGGAUUGGUGCUUUGAAUUAUGUAGAUUCAUCAAAUUACUCGAACCAUCUAGUGAAUUACUUCGAAAGGUAAAGAAACAAGUUGAAGUUUUGAAUAAAUAA